This is a messenger RNA of Manis javanica (Malayan pangolin), 2510 nucleotides long. RefSeq names its product VPS33B late endosome and lysosome associated (gene VPS33B). Lineage: Eukaryota; Metazoa; Chordata; Mammalia; Pholidota; Manidae. Gene Ontology annotation, biological process: vesicle-mediated transport. The record is from RefSeq and is a predicted model, not a curated record.
CGCGACUUCCGGGAGAUCUGGGAAGUCGCUUUUCUCUCUGCAAGAGGCAGGGUAUUCUUGGUUCGCCGUCCUCUAGGCGGGUGUAGACCAGAGUCCUGCCGACGAGCGGAGUGGAGCAGGCGGCCGGGUCGGGACUCUGGUGCAGGCCUGAGGCGAGGGUCCCUGGAGCCUGCGGCUGCCCGGCCGGAGGUGGCCAUUCAUCCCUGAAGUGCAGCUGAGAAGCGAGGGCCCCUUCAGGGGCUCUUUCGAAGCCCGUGCCCAGGCCUGAAGGAGAGCUGCCCUGCUGCUGCCGCCGUCUCAGAGCGGAGGGUGACCCCCCUGCUCCCACCCGGCCGCCCAGGUGGCUUCUGCCAUGGCUUUUCCCCUUCGGCCGGACGCCCCAGAGCUGCCUGACUUCUCCAUGCUCAAGAGGCUGGCCCGAGACCAGCUCAUCUACCUGCUGGAGCAGCUUCCAGGGAAAAAGGACUUGUUCAUUGAGGCGGAUCUCAUGAGCCCUUUGGAUCGAAUUGCCAACGUCUCCAUCCUGAAGCAACAUGAAGUAGACAAGUUAUACAAGGUGGAGAACAAGCCAGCCCUCAGCUCCAGUGAACAGCUGUGCUUCUUGGUGAGACCACGCAUCAGGAACAUGCGCUACAUAGCCAAUCUUGUCAAUGCCGACAAACUGGCUGGCCGGACUCGGAAAUACAAAGUGAUCUUCAGUCCUCAGAAGUUUUAUGCAUGUGAGAUGGUGCUUGAGGAAGAGGGAAUCUAUGGAGACGUGAGCUGUGAUGAAUGGGCCUUCUCUUUGCUGCCUCUUGAUGUGGAUCUGCUGAGCAUGGAACUACCAGAAUUUUUCAGGGACUACUUCCUGGAAGGAGACCAGCGUUGGAUCAAUGCCGUGGCCCAGGCCCUGCACCUCCUGGGCGCUCUCUAUGGGCCCUUCCCUAACUGCUAUGGGAUCGGCAGAUGCGCCAGGAUGUCACGUGAAUUGUGGAGGAAACUGGAGGAUGAGGAGGAUGGCGAAACCAAGAGCCGAAGGCCAGAAAUUGGACAUAUCUUCCUCCUGGACAGAGAUGUGGACUUUGUGACAGCACUUUGCUCUCAGGUUGUUUACGAGGGCCUGGUGGACGACACUUUCCGCAUCAAGUGUGGGAGUGUCGACUUUGGCCCAGAAGUCACAUCCUCUGACAGGAGCCUGAAGGUGCUGCUCAAUGCUGGGGACAAGGUGUUUAAUGAGAUUCGGAACGAGCACUUCUCCAACGUCUUUGGCUUUUUGAGCCAGAAGGCCCGGAACUUGCAGGCCCAGUAUGACCGCCGGAGAGGCAUGGACAUCAAGCAGAUGAAGAACUUCGUGUCCCAGGAGCUCAAGGGACUGAAACAGGAGCACCGCCUGCUAAGUCUUCAUAUUGGGGCCUGUGAAUCCAUCAUGAAGAAGAAAACCAAGCAGGACUUCCAGGAACUCAUCAAGACUGAGCACGCGCUGCUAGAGGGCUUCAACAUCCGGGAGAGCACCAGCUACAUUGAGGAGCACAUAGACCGGCAGGUGUCACCCAUAGAAAGCCUUCGCCUCAUGUGCCUUUUGUCCAUCACUGAGAACGGUUUGAUUCCCAAGGACUAUCGAUCUCUGAAAACACAGUAUCUGCAGAGCUAUGGCCCCGAGCACCUGCUAACCUUCUCCAAUCUGCGGAGAGCUGGGCUCCUAACAGAGCAGGCCCCGGGGGACACCCUCACAGCCGUGGAGAGCAAAGUGAGCAAGCUGGUGACAGACAAGGCUGCAGGAAAGAUCACGGAUGCCUUUAGUUCCCUGGCCAGGAGGAACAAUUUCCGUGCCAUCAGCAAGAAGCUGCAUUUGAUCCCACGUGUGGAUGGCGAGUAUGAUCUGAAAGUGCCACGGGACAUGGCGUAUGUCUUCAGUGGUGCUUACGUGCCCCUGAGCUGCCGAAUCAUGGAGCAGGUGCUGGAGCGGCGAAGCUGGCAGGGCCUGGAUGAAGUGCUGCGGCUGCUCAACUGCAGUGAGCUGGCAUUCACAGAUAUGACCAAGGAUGACAAGGCUUCCAGUGAGUCCCUGCGCCUCAUCUUGGUGGUGUUCUUGGGUGGCUGCACGUUUUCUGAGAUCUCAGCCCUCCGGUUCCUGGGCAGAGAGAAAGGGUACAGGUUCAUUUUUCUGACAACAGCCGUCACAAACAGUGCGCGCCUUUUGGAGGCCAUGAGUGAGGUAAAAGCCUGAUGUCUUCCCUGCCAGUGUGGAGUCUUUCCAGGACACGUUCCCCAGGGGCAUGCAGGAGUUUUGACUCCCAGCUGCUAACAAAGUGUCCACUAACUUCUCUACCAAGAGCUGCGGAGCACAGAACUUAUCUGGGAUUUAGAGAGCAUAUCUGAGGAAAGAGUUCACCUCUGCCCUGGUGAUACUCUCUUUUUUGUUUACAAAGUACAGCCCAGGUUGAUAAGAUAACGAGGAAGAGGUAUGUUUUGCUAAAUCCUGUCUGUGUAUCAUUAUAAAUAAAGCCAUACUCUCAGUAUGUUUAAUUCUG